This is a messenger RNA of Eucalyptus grandis, 3026 nucleotides long. RefSeq lists its product as hypothetical. The record is from RefSeq and is a predicted model, not a curated record. Lineage: Eukaryota; Viridiplantae; Streptophyta; Magnoliopsida; Myrtales; Myrtaceae. The coding region runs from base 177 to 2564 and encodes 795 amino acids. The transcript has 4 exons.
CUCUCUCUCUCUCUCUCUAUGACGCACUCCUUCGCCGUCGAGCUACGGGUCGCUCCUCGACUCCAGAAUCCCUAAUUCCAUCCUGAUGUUUGCAGCUGAAUUUUGCUAGGUAAUUGUUUUUUUGGGACUAAAGUUGGCUUGGAACACUGGGUGGAACUAUAUAGCAAGAUAGAAAAAUGGAAGCUGAAGCACCUCCAGAUGUGUCCGUUGAAUCACACACAUUGGAGCAGGAAACCAAGGAGGAAGUUGAAACACCUGCAGCUUUCUCCACUAAGUUGCGCCGUGUGAGAGAGGAAAACAAGGGAGCUAAAACAAUUGUGCACACAACUCAGAAGGUGCAGAAAAUAAAGGAGGAAAAUGAAGCUCCUGCAGAUGCCUCUGAGCCACACUCAACAGAGCUGGAAGGCAAGAGCAAAGCUGCAGAGAUUUCCAAUAAGUUGCAGGCUCCUGAAAAGAAAACUAGGACGGUUUUGAAACCCAGAUCAAAAAUUGCCAAGAAAUCUCCUGCCAGUAAUUCCUUGAAUAAGAAAAAGGCCAAAGUAACUGUGGCAGAACUUGAGGGGGAAGAAGAAAUAAAGAAGAAAGGAGUAUUGCUGUUUAAUAGUGGAAAUGGCAGCAAAGAAGAUGACACCACGGAGGCCCUAUGUAUGGAGCACGAAAAUGAGGGAACUAAAUCAGCUGCAGAUGUCUCCACCAAGCCACAUUCUAUGGAGAUGGAAAAUAAGAACAAAGUAGCGGAAACGUCCAAGGAGUUGCUGGCUCAGCCUAAAAAUGGGGAGAAAAUUCAAGCAGCUCCAGUUGUCUCCACUGAGCCACACUCUGUGGAGCUGAAAAAUAAGAGUGAACCUGCAUGGGUCUCUGAAAAGGUGCAGGGUUCUAAAAAGAGAACUAUUAAAGUUUUGAAAGCCAGAUCAAAAAUUGUCAAGAAAUCUCCUGCCAUUACUUCACCGAUGAAGAAAAAAGUCGAAGCUACCAUACCAAAAGUUGAGGUGAAAAAAGCGACGAAGGAGAAAGAUGCGUUGUCAGUUAAGAAUGGAAAUGGCAGCAAAGAAGACUCCUUGAAGCAAUAUACUUCUGGUGAUAAGAUGCAACGAAAUGCAGAUGAUUUCAGGAGUGAAGAAAAAGGUGAUGGCAACUCGAAAGGUAAAACUAGCUGCAGUCAUGUAGAGAAGAUUUCAAAGGAACUAGCUGCAGAUCAUAGUGAGGAAAAAAGAGCUGAAAUGCUUGGAAAUAGCAAAAGGAAAUUGAAGGAAACAGUAAGACAAAAGUCGAACAAGAGUUUGAACAAUUUUAAGGACAUUGAGAAACUUGACAAUUUGGAAAUGAAACCGAGAAAAGAAGAUAAAGAAAAACUUGGUGGUUUGAUUUUUAUGUGUAACUCAAAGACCAAACCAGAUUGUUUAAGGUAUGGUGUCAUGGGCGUCUCCUUGAAUAAAAAGGAUCUCGUGUUGGAUGUCAGACCUGGUCUCAAGCUUUUUCUGUAUGAUUAUGAUCUUAAGCUAAUGCAUGGAAUUUACAAGGCCACCUCUCCCGGGGGCAUGAGACUUGAGCCUAGAGCUUUUGAUGGGGCUUUUCCAGUUCAGGUGCGAUUUAAAGUUCAUCUCGACUGUUUUCCGCUACCGGAGAGUAUCUUCAAAUUGGGCAUGAAAGAAAAUUUUACAACUAAACACAAAUUCAAAACGGAACUUUCUAUUAAACAGGUAAGUAGGCUUGCAGAACUUUUUCGACCAAUAGAGCUCCAUCCGAAAGAAUUGCCUGCUUAUUCCCCGAGAUUGACUGAAAGCAGAAUGAGGGAUUCUCAUGUCAGAGCUCGAGAAUCACGACAUCUAUCACGUGGGGAAACAUCAGCGAGGAAUCCUUAUGCUGAUCAUCGAUCUCGAAGACUUCCGGUAUUAGCUCAUGAAAGGGACCGGCUAGUUGUGGACCGUGAGCUGGCACCUAGGCCUAGAGCAGAACCUCGAGAAAUGUAUCUUACGGAGCAGGAGUAUCGAGCAUUUGGUCUUCGAGGAGAGAGGAGAAACUCAGGUCUCGCAAGACAUGUUUCUCCUACCUUAAGACCAUACCGGGAUGAUCACGAGAGAGAGCGCCUUCGAAGACUGCCAGAAGAGAGACAUAGGGAAGUUGCUCCGGCAUCGAGAGAAUAUGCUGUUGGACGUAGCCAUGGGAGUGACAGGGAAUUCAGAACUUAUUCUAGUCAUCCGAGGCAGGAAUUGCACUACCAAGUUCCUCCUUCUAGGGCAGGUACUUCUGCUGCUGCUACUUUUGAUUCCUACCGCAAGGAUCCUUAUGAUGCAUAUCGGCAUGGUGCUGCAUCUGGGGACUCAUAUCCACAUUCUUCAAGAAGGGAGGAUGUACCCUCGGGCCCUUCUGGUAAUAGGCGGGAAAGUUACUUUAGUGAGAAGGACCGUCCACGAAGGAGAGGAGUUGAUCGGGAUGAAGCACGUCCAAGGUAUACUGAUGAUCUAAUGGGACGUGAUCGAGCACACCAUUACAGGAUUAAUGAGAAAAAUGAUGCUAGCUUGCCAGUUUCGUCUCGAUACUCUUUCGCAGGUCCGAGGAUCUGAAAUCAGCAACUUUUUGCCCUCAUUUUCUUGCAUAUGAGGGUUUAUCUGCGGCUUGACUUGUUCCAAUUUGUAUCUUCCUAUUAUUUGUCUCUGAGCUGCACACCCUCACUUAAGUGACUGCACUUUUGUGUCCCAGUGCCAUUCCCCUGCAUCGUUGGAUAACUUGGGUCCGCAAGAGUGUAAACGGAGUUUGGUAAAUAACUGGCACAUGUCUUCCAUGGUUCACAGAUUAUGUGCAUAGUGAUUUCCUUCAUAAGGACCUGCUGGAUUCUCAUUUAGCUCGAGAUUUUAUAUUUUUUGAGGCUGGACCAUUUCGUUUUAGAAUGAGUUCAGGGUGUGAUAGACUUGGUUUCUUUCGUUACAGCCUACAAUUGUAAGAAAGAAUAUGAAUUGGCUUAAUUAUUGCAUGACAGACGUUGUUCCAUAAUUUUGUUUUUGGUCGAAAUUCCAUAAUUUAAUUAA